Molecule: messenger RNA, 2409 nt
Organism: Maudiozyma barnettii
Lineage: Eukaryota; Fungi; Ascomycota; Saccharomycetes; Saccharomycetales; Saccharomycetaceae
Gene: GPB2
Product: Gpb2p
Exons: 1
Coding region: 1-2409 (802 amino acids)
Cellular component (GO): cell cortex of cell tip
Molecular function (GO): protein binding
Source: RefSeq, a predicted model, not a curated record
AUGUCAGAUGAGUUUGAAAAUUCGAAAAGUUCUCACAAGAUUAUACCAUAUAUAUCAAACUAUUACAAUAUUAUAGAAGUCUUAAGACAAUUAGAGAAUGAAAAUCAUCAUGUAAAGAAAAUACAUGGUUCAUUAAAGUCCGAAAAUGAGAAACUACUAAAGAGGUACUACGAAACUUACACUCCGUUAUCACCAAAUACAGUUGUUAUUGAUAGUGAUAACUACAAAAUAUCAGAAGGUAAUGAUCCAUAUGGAAUGGAAAUAAUUGAGAAAAUUAUUAAUAACCCUAAGGUACCAAUUAAUAAUAAUGAGGUUUAUGAUAAAGAAAGAACAGGGAUACAAGCUAAUAUGUUAUCUGUUAAUUCAACAGAAAUGUAUACUAGAUUUUAUGAGAAAUUGAAUUUUACUACAAUUAGAGGUUGGGAUAUAGUGAAGAAUCAUUUAUUGUGGAUUCCAUCUUACCACACAGAAUUCAGAGAUAUACUAUUGUAUAAUAAAAGAAAUGAGAUAUAUGACCCGAAUAAGAAAACAUCUGCAAUGUCCAUAGAUGGAGAAGAUUAUAUUCCCAAGGCAUUUGAUUCUUAUUAUGGCAGUUGUUCAAUUCCAUCAGUAUUUGGUAAAAGUAAAUUACCCUCAUUAGUAUACCAUUCUGCAGUUUCAAUAGGGGAGGAGGUAUAUAUUCUAGGCGGUAUGAUACCAAGUUAUAGAUACGACGAAGAGAGCCCUAAUUUAGACAACUUUGAAGUAAUCGGUAUCCCAGAUUUACCUCCACCCUUUUUACCCCAAAUUGUAAAUAAUCCGGCAUUUUUCAGUAAUCCAUUCUUAUUUGUAAUUAAUGCUCUAACUUCAAGUGUCAGGAUGCAUAAGUUCGGAGGUGAUAUUCCACCACCCAUGAUUGGUAUGUCAGGAACACUUUUAACAGACCGAUACAUAUUCUUUUACGGAGGAUUAGAAAUUAGAACAGAGACAUCUUAUUCUGAGAUUACACAUAAAACUGUGAUUCGAAAGAGAGGAGUAUUUUGUGAUGUUGGGUUUAUCUUAGAUACAGUAAAAUUACAUUUUACAAAGAUUAAAAUUGGUCUUCAGCAAUUUAGAAAUCAAAAUUUUUGUCAAGUGUAUCCACGAUUUGGUCAUUUACAAAUUUCAAUUAGAGAUGAAGAUAUGUCUAAUAACGUUUCGCCAAGAUGUAAUCGUCAGGUUCCACAUUACGACCGUUCGAAAGACGACCUUCCGACCACAGAACAUUACAAUAUAAUUCCUGGAUUUAAAGAUUUUCAAACCAAAUCAAAUGAUAGCCAAUCAUCCUUGGCAGAAUCAAAUGGUACCUCUGAUAAUAAUUCCGGCCCAGAUUACAUUUUCGCCGACACAACUUAUAUAUUUGGUGGUUACAGGAGAGAGGGGAAGACAAGGUAUCAAGCACUGAACGACAUGUGGAAGAUUCAAAUUCCAAUACAUUACAGAGGAAAACGUGGAUUAUGUAUAUUUGGAGACAGUGCAUAUGCUACCUGUAUAAAUAAUGCGACUUCGGACACUAAACAAUUCCAAAAGCCAAUAGUUGGCGCAGAAAUACCAUCUGAAAGAGCAUUUAUGUCAUAUUGCAUCUAUAAUGAUAAACCAGGUUCAGAUUAUACAAAUUUUGAAGUAGAUCUAUUACAAAAUCUUCAUAAUAAUUUUAAAAUAUCACUUAGUAAACAAAUGACUAAAAAAAUUCUCCAUGUCGAUAUUCAUGAUAAUCCGAAGGGUGAAAAUCAAGACAAUGAAUCACAAUCAAUGCCAUCCUCCGAAUUUUAUACUAAUCGUCCACCAAUAUCAAGGGCUCGUCAUAAAACUCUCGUUAUGCACGGUGGAUCUGAUAUGUAUGAUGUUUGUGAUGAUAUGUGGUGGUUUGAUUUGGAAACUGAAACAUGGGAAAAAGUUGACACAUAUAUGAAUGUGGAACAGAAUAUAAAGAAACCAUAUCGUGCUCCCCAACCUUUACAUCUAAAACGUGUUGGGCAUAUCAUGCAAAAUAUUGGUACCUUGGUUAGUAUGGGAGGUGGUAUGUUACAAUCUGAUGUUGAUAUUCUAUACAAGACCUCGAAAUCCAAGGAUUCUGAAAGUCGUAUUCCAACGCAAGGUGUUCCUAUUGGUUCUCAUGUAUUUACAACAAUCGAUAUACGAACUCAAUUUGUUAUCAAUAGGAAAGUAACAUUCGCUCCUUCUGAUACAAAAUUUGAAGUUCCAUUAACAAAUACUGAUCCUAAAGCAAUACAUGGGUUAAUGAUGAUAGCUGGUUGUACUAUAGAAAAAGCAGCAGGAAAAUAUGUUAUGAUUGGUGGAGUCACCUCUAGGCGUUCUAAUAUCAAUGAUCUGUAUUUAAGAGGUGUUUUACUAUAUAUCACCGUUCCAGCGGUUACUCUUUUUGGUUGA